CACUGAAUCUAGUAGAUCGUCGUUUAGACAAGCCUUUCCCCACGUUCCUAUCAAUCCAGAACAUUGGGCGCAGAUUGAUAUGGGUUCGCAUGACCCACUCGGAGCCGCGUACCAUGUAGCAACGCCCAACCUUUCCAUCCAUCUUCCGAUUUGAUCAUCUCUCUGGUUCAACAUUGAUAGUUCCUGUGCACCUACGCCCAACACAGCAAACUCCAAAUCGAGGCCGUAAGCUGUCACCGUAAGCAUCUGAUCACGAUGGCGUACGGACGCGGUGGUGCAGGCAAUUACUACGCGGCGCAAGAGCAAAGUAAGAAGACUGCCGAGGACGUCGAAGCCAACCGCUCUUCCACCGCUGCCGCUGGGCAACCUUCACGCGACCCUUCACAAGUGCAACCCUCCAAUGCGUCCCAAGACUACGCACACAUGGGUCGUGGUGGUGCCGGCAACUGGUACCAGCCCACUGAACUUCAGAAAGAGGGCACCUUCACGCAGGCCGCGGACGCAACUGCUAUACCUACAUCAUCGAAACCACAAAUAAGCAAGCCAUGGCAUCCAGAAGGCCAGGAACUUCCAGUUGCAAGGAGUGGGAGAGGUGGGGCCGGUAACUUUGUAUGGAAAAGUGAGGAAUCAACGAAGGCACAGACCCAAGAUGAAGAAAAGAGAAUUGAGGGGUUAAGGAACGAAGUGGAGAGAAGUGUUGAAGCUGGUUUGGCGAAACCACCUGGUGCGCUGCUUGGAAAGGAAACGCAGAAGGGUUGGUGAGCUGUGUAGUACCUAAGUAACAUCUCGUGGUCUAUGCGCGAAGUCAGCGCAGGGUGAUCUGUAAAUUUCAAGAUUAAUGUGGAAAACAUUCGAUCGCGAAACAACGAAGCUCUGUCUUAUGCA
Molecule: messenger RNA, 885 nt
Organism: Alternaria rosae
Lineage: Eukaryota; Fungi; Ascomycota; Dothideomycetes; Pleosporales; Pleosporaceae
Exons: 2
Coding region: 256-762 (168 amino acids)
Source: RefSeq, a predicted model, not a curated record